ACAGAUCUAGCAGCAUAAACAAUCCAACAGCACGGGCAAGAGAGGCUGUACGUUGUGGCGUUGUUGUAUCUGUUACUCAUUCGUUACUCUUUCGGUGAAUCCUCGUUGUCUGCGUGCGGCAGGAGAGUACGCUACAUCGACGCUUGCUGGCGCUAUUGGAGGCCCACUGGUGCCGGUUGGUCACGUGCUCUGUCUGGACGCAGUCACUGCCGUCUAUGACGCUCCACACAAGCGGACGCCGGCGGAGUGCGGACCAGUCGUCGUCGUCGUCGCUGCUGCCGCCUAGGCUGCUCAGUGGCAGAGCGACUGACUGUUGCUUGGCUGACUAGUCACUUGGUUGCUACGCCCGGCGCUUUGCCACAUCGCUCAGCUUUGAUUUAAUCGGCAUCUCUGCGCCUCUAGAAAGCGGCCGCGAAGGGACGACGGCUUCGUAGAACAGACAGCAAGUGAGGUGUAGUAGCGAAUUUACUUCAGCUAUAGUGCUUUGUUGCUCGCCUGUUUGUGACUGUUGCCGGGCGUUUGUGGGUGCUCACGCCGUCAGCGCUGAAAUUCUGUCAGUUCAGUGGCACAGAGCAGGGUACAGAGCCUGCCAUCUGUCUCUUUCGUCAGUCAGUCAGUCAGUGGAUCAGGCAGUGAUAGCGGAGUCCCCUAUUCGUGAACGGAUAAAUCAGCUGAGAAUCAUUGCUACUUAUGUUCCAUCCACUUCAAGCACAACUUCUGUGAUAUCAGUUGUAGGUGGAGCUGAAGUGACCUGGCAGCUGGGCACUGCUGGACUGUUUGUUUGCGGUAGAUACACACAUGAGUGACGUUGUGUUGGAAGGCAGCCAUUUUGCUUUUUUUGCCCGGCUCGGCUUGAGAUAUCUAUCCAACAGUUAGUUGACGGUCGACUUCAUCGCACUUCGCCCGAGCGUAUCGGCGCUAACGAAGCUGAAGUUGGCAAAGCGACUUUUUUCUGUAAGAAAAACUGUUAUAAUAGACGCUGAUGAUACAUACGAAUACAUCGUGUCGCUCAUAUCUGCACCCGGGUCUAGAACGUCUACGUGUAAUACGUGUCGUAGCAAGCAACGAUUAGUUUCGUACCGGCAAAAGUGACCAUGGCGAUCGAUUAACUCUGAGCGAAACGUUUGUCCUACCUAAAACUGGUUGUUUAUUUUAGUUGGUGUUAUUUUGUGAGGAUCGGCAGUUGUGCUGUACAGAGUCCAGGUUGCGAUUAAGAUUUCGCGCAAAUUACAUGUUGAAACAAACAAUUGUUUUUUCUGCUUCUGCUGUAAGACGAAUAACAGUCAACCGAUUGAAAACAGCGGCGACACGGUAGAACAGUUGUGAGCAACUUGGAUAGUUACAGAUCUACUAUGUUUAUUAGUAUCGACGAUACCUUCAGCACCAAAAAUUGUCACCAUUGACUAGCUUCACACAUAGGACGAAAAGAAAGCUAGAAACUCAACUCGCGGGAUGGCGGGCCUAAUGGAUAAUCAGAAGGUGUGGGUCGCACAUCCAGACGAAGGCUAUGUCAUGGGUCAUGUGGUUGACAUUACCGCUGACAAAAUUUCGGUUCGAGUUGGCAGCAUGAUUUUGAAAGCGUUAUACGCUCAGGUUCACUAUGCAGAAAGCGACCCGAACAAGGAUGUCGACGACAACUGCGCAAUGGUUUACCUUAACGAAGCGACACUCUUCAACAACGUACGGGUCCGUUACAAACAGAACAAGAUCUACACAUAUGUGGCAAACAUACUGAUCGCAGUGAAUCCCUAUUUUGAAAUACCGAACCUUUACACCAAGGAGACAAUUCGUUCCUACAAAGGAAAGUCGCUAGGGGCUUUACCACCACACGUAUUUGCGGUGGCCGAUAAAGCCUUCAGAGAUAUGAAAGUUGCCAAAUGCUCUCAGGCGAUCAUCGUAUCGGGCGAAUCAGGUGCUGGAAAGACCGAAUCAACAAAAUACAUUCUACGGUACCUGUGCGAGGGCAGCUUGGCUGGUCCUAUCGAGCAAAAAAUCCUUGAGGCUAAUCCUAUUCUCGAGGCAUUUGGGAAUGCUAAAACCAUUCGAAAUAACAAUUCGUCGAGGUUCGGAAAAUUCAUCGAGAUUCACUUCGGUAAUGAGUACAGUGUCGUUGGCGGGUACAUUUCGCAUUAUCUACUAGAGAAGUCAAGAAUCGUAAGUCAGGCAACAGAUGAACGGAAUUACCACAUCUUCUAUCAGCUGCUAGCUGGCGCUGACGAGGACCUAAGGCAGAACCUUGGACUCACCAAUCCAGACAACUACAACUACCUUCAAGGUGGUCUUACCAGGUAUUUCGUAGGGAAGAAUAAUAUCGAUUCAGACAGAAUGUCGCAGGAUCACCACAAACGGGGACCCCUCAAAGACCCCGUUCUCGAUGACAGUGAGGACUUUAAAAGGUUGGACAAGUCUCUUGAGCUAAUUGGCUUAGAUAAGCAACAACGCUAUUAUGUGUACGGAGUUGUGGCGUCUGUUCUGCACCUCGGCAACGUGCAGUUUGAGGAAAACCCCGACGACAAAAAGGGGGGAAGCAAACUAAAGGAUAAGGCGAGUGAGAUUAGCUUGAAGUAUGCUGCCACCUUAAUUGGCGUUGAUCCUGAUGAACUGCGGAUGUCUUUGCUCUCUCGACUAAUUACGUCGAAGGGUGGGGUUAAGGGCACUGUUUAUAUGGUGCCGCUUAAAGCGCAUGAAGCCAAUAGCGCUCGUGAUGCGUUGGCUAAAGCACUUUAUUCAAAGCUAUUUGACUUCAUCGUGAGUACCAUCAAUCAAAGUAUUCCUUUUAGACAAAGCGCAUAUUACAUUGGAGUGCUAGAUAUUGCUGGUUUUGAAUAUUUCCAGUCUAACAGCUUUGAGCAAUUUUGUAUUAACUAUUGUAAUGAGAAGUUACAACAAUUUUUCAAUUACCGAAUUCUCAAUGAAGAGCAAAAUCUGUACGAAAAAGAAGGCUUGGGCGUAAAACGCAUUUCGUACACUGAUAAUGCUGAUUGUAUCGAACUCCUCGAAGCGAAAAACACUGGAAUAUUUGAACUGCUCGACGAAGAGAGCAACCUGCCAACAGGCACAGCUGUACACUUCACCUCGCAGGUGCACACACUGCACCGUAAACACUUUCGCAUUAGCAUUCCUCGCAAAUCGAAACUUAAGGCGUAUCGUGAGCUCCGCGAUGAAGAAGGGUUUCUUAUACACCAUUUUGCCGGGGCAGUAUGCUACCAAACGGAAAAGUUCCUAGAGAAAAACAAUGACGCACUGCACGAUUCGCUUGAGGCAAUCGUUCUGGACUCGAACAAUGCGUUUGUUAAAGCCCUCUUUGGAGCUCAUGGGUCAUCUGGCAAAGGCAAACUGCGAUUUGUGUCUGUCGGGGCAAAGUUUCGAAAGCAGCUUGUAGAACUGAUGAAUAAGCUACAGUCAACCGGAACUCACUUUGUGCGGUGCAUCAAACCAAACAACAAAAUGGAAUCCAAAACUUUUGAAGGCCCACAAGUUCUUAGUCAGUUGGGAUGCUCAGGAAUGACCUCAGUGCUGGAACUUAUGCAAAUGGGUUUUCCCUCACGUGUUCCAUUUAAGGAGCUUUAUGAAAAAUAUAAAAGUUUUCUGCCAAAGGAGCUCGCUUCGUUGGAUCCGAGAUUGUUCUGUAAGACUCUGUUUAAAGCGCUAGGACUUCGUGAUGCAGAUUUCAAGUUUGGUUUGACGAAAAUUUUCUUCCGAUCUGGUAAAUUCGCAGAGUUCGACGAAAUCAUGAAGUCCGAUCCAGCCAGUUUGGCCGAUCUUAUCUCGAAAGUGAGGAAAUGGCUGGUUAUUUCUCGACUGAAAAAAGCGCAGUGGUGCGCGCUAGCUGUCGUUAAGCUGCACAAAAAGAUCAAGUACCGUCAAGAGAAUCUUGUAGUUAUUCAAAAAGCUGUUAGGGGCUACCUAGCUCGCAAGCAGUACGGUGGGCGUAUUCAAGGCCUCAAAAAACUGAAAGUUAUUCUUAAACAACUGUUAGAUAUGAGAAAAGCAACUGCGUCGAACAUCGUUUCUCAAAUUUACGAGUUCAACGUGCUUGAAGAGCAGGCGAAAACGCUUACCCGUCAAAUCAAAACGGGCGAAAUGGUGGAUAGAAUCAAGAUUGAAAAUCUUUGUGGACAUCUCUCAGCAGCCUUAGGUGAGCUGGCAAAAAAAGUGAAGUGUGCCAUCAUAGAAGAACAGGUUCGCGAAUCUCAACGUCGUAAGGAAGAAGAGGAACGUAAGAAGGAAGAGAUCAAGAAACAAAAGGCUGAAAUUGAACGACGCCGGCGUGAGGAAGAGGCGUAUGCUCAAGCGGAGGCCUCAAGGGUGGCGGCCGCCAAAGCCGACCGCGAAAUCCAGGAGGAAAGAGUCCAGGAACUGCAAAGGAAGCUCGAGCAGGAACGAAGAGAUCGUGAAUUGGCUAUGCGACUUGCUCAAGAGAGUAACUCCAUUGUCGAAGAUCAGAGUCCGCCUUCUAGCAUAGGAUCCACGGGAAGAGAAACAGCGCCGACUGGCAAAUAUGACUUAUCCAAAUGGAAGUAUUCGGAACUGCGUGACGUCAUCAAUACCUCCUGCGAUCUUGAGUUGCUCGUAGCCUGUCGUGAAGAGUUUUAUCGCCGUCUGAAGGUCUACCAUGCGUGGAAAAGUCGUUACACUAAGAAAGGUUCUGAAGCCGCAGAGGAUGAAGCUUACAGACUGCCGACUGUUGAACCUUCGGGCUUCUCCUGCCAACCAGAAUCCGGGCCACCACGUCAGAGAUAUUUCAAGAUCCCUUUUAAACGGGAUGGCUCUUCUGGAGCCUCCGGAAUAUGGCUUGCGCAUUUCGACGGUCAGUUCAUCGCCCGCCAGAUCGAAGUGUCGCCUCGCAAGCCUGCGCUAUUACUUCUAGCCGGCCGAGAUGACAUGCAGAUGUGCGAACUCAAGCUCGAAGAGACCGGGCUAGCUCGGAGGAAAGGAGCGGAAAUCCUUGAGGAGGAAUUCAACAAGGAAUGGUCCGCACUGGGAGGUCAAUUACCCUAUCUGCCACCUUCAAGCCGUGGUGCCAGUAUUAAAACAUGAAGAUGAAACUGGUGUCUGGGAAAACCUUCUGCGGCGAUUUCUGCUAGGAGAUAUUGGCAAAACCAAGGGAAUACCAGUAGCAGUAGGCAAAUUACGAACAAGAUUAUGCGAGCGUACGAUUAUAACUGGAAAGACACCAAAAAGACAACCAACAGGAUUAAUCCCUAAAUAGCAGUAUUUAAAGGGGUUAGUUGAGAAAAUGGUUAGCUAUUACACACGUUUAAUAAUUUUAAUAAAUACGCAAAUGACGACAAACAAACGAAUAAAAACAAAACUAUCUUCGUUAGGCACCUAAUGCGAGAAUACAAAAUUAUAAAGAAUAACAUUAAGAACAUCAAUAAACUGCAAUUCCAAAAAAAGCAUCGAAAAUGUGUAUUGCAUUGUGAGUAUAUUAGUUAACUGUGUUUUUGAUGUAGAAUUGGCCUAAAUAAUCGUAUUCGUCUAAAAGACCACACUACAAAUAUAAAUACAUCAGAGAAUGCAUCGGCUUCGGCACACUCCGAUUUUACCCAGGUUCGAUCACUAAUUUUCAGGUAUAUUUUACACAGGAAUACCAGAUACGUAUUUUCCCAGCAAAACGGUACGAUAGCUGAUAGUUGCAAACAAAGGCAGUUCGUACAACCCCGGCCCCAAACCAAUAAUACUGGGGUUCGUCACAAUUGAUAACUCAGGACAACCGAAACAGGCUUAUUGCUCGUACCCCCAUAUAAUUUGCGUGCGAAACAAGGCUCAAGCCAUCGCAAGAGAGUGAUCUUUCAUUCAGCGGGUGAGGGUCUUUUCUAGACGAAAGAAUGCCGCACAAAUUCGACUGUGACUUUAAAGCCAAGUAAUCUCCAUAUAUGUCCAUAUAUGGAGAUUACUUGGCUUUGGAGAAAAACCUCACAAGCCUGGCAUGUAUUUUUCCGUAUCUGCAUUUAGGCCGCUGUACCAAUUGUCCGUCAGCAAGCGUAGGCCUGAGCCAGGGAUGUAGCUCAAACGGCAGAGCGUUCGCUCAACAUACGAAAAGUACGGGGAUUAGUGAAGGUUGCUCAAAAACUUCAUUAUCACGAAUCGCACCCAAAAAAAAAAGAAAAAUAUAUUCACAUUCUUGACUUAUGGUCGUCCACAGCACUAAACAAAUCCAGCGUAACCGUAUGACAUCACUUUAUUCAGUUUGGCUAAUGUUACUCUCCCGUAUGCUCAGAAAUUCCAUUCACCUCUGCGAUUUCCGGUAUAGUAUUGAAUCAGGCUUGAAUCGACGUAGGAAAUGAUCCAUAAAUUCUAUUGCAUAAUUUCCAUGACAUUGAUGUUAUAUAUCCGCGCUUGGCUCUUACGUUCCCUAUUCGAUCAUACUUACUGCUCUCAGAUCUGAUCUAUACUGGCGUAAGAGCUAAAACUCGUAGAUCGUUACUGUAACUCAUAUUUUCAACGAUUUGAAGCUGAAGACAGUGAAGGUUGUUUAAGCCAACAUUUAACCUCUUCCUCUUUAUUCUUACUAAACCAGUACAUAUACUCAUGUUUAUUCAGCUGCAUAUGCAACCAUCUUAAUAAAACCAUUCAAUUAGUGAUAGUAAUAAUCAAUUCAUAUGGAAUAAACAUCUGAUCUGUGGUGUUUUUCCACGCGAUCCAAGUAGCCGAUCACCGAUCGUUGUUCUAAUGAGUUAACUCCUGGUUGUAAACAACAUAGAUUUCCAUUCCUUUUCAUAUCGACGAGAUCCGUCAAUAUGGGUAUAUACAUAUCUGUCCGUUAACAUGCGUAUGAAUAAUAGAUGUUGCUUAGGUUUAAAUAA
Molecule: messenger RNA, 6809 nt
Organism: Varroa destructor (honeybee mite)
Lineage: Eukaryota; Metazoa; Arthropoda; Arachnida; Mesostigmata; Varroidae
Gene: jar
Product: Myosin heavy chain 95F jaguar
Biological process (GO): actin filament-based movement; actin filament organization
Cellular component (GO): myosin complex; endocytic vesicle; plasma membrane
Molecular function (GO): microfilament motor activity; ATP binding; actin filament binding
Source: RefSeq, a predicted model, not a curated record